Molecule: messenger RNA, 675 nt
Organism: Spizellomyces punctatus DAOM BR117
Lineage: Eukaryota; Fungi; Chytridiomycota; Chytridiomycetes; Spizellomycetales; Spizellomycetaceae
Product: pyrimidine 5'-nucleotidase
Exons: 8
Coding region: 1-675 (224 amino acids)
Biological process (GO): pyrimidine nucleobase metabolic process; nucleotide catabolic process
Molecular function (GO): nucleotidase activity
Source: RefSeq, a predicted model, not a curated record
AUGACACCCACAGCGUCCGCAUCCCGCGUGUUUUUCUUUGACAUUGACAAUUGUCUAUAUGCAAAGAGUGUGGGGAUAUAUCGCGAGAUGGGAAAACGUAUCCAUGCGUAUUUCCAAACGUUGGGAUUACCAGAUGCAGAAGCAUCCCGUCUUCAUCAUAAAUAUUACACUGAAUACGGUCUUGCCGUUCGUGGACUCGUAAAGCACCACAAUGUCGACCCAAUAGCCUAUGAUAAGGUCGUUGAUCAGAGUAUCCCAUUGGAAAAGUAUUUGAAAUAUGAUCAAGAGUUGCGUGGUAUGUUGGAGGGGAUGAGUGGGGUCAAGAAAUGGGCGUUUACGAAUGCGUAUCAAGUUCAUGCGAUGCGGGUUUUGGAACUUUUGGGUAUACGAGAUCAGUUUGCCGGGAUUACUUUUUGCGACUACAGUCUUCCAGACUUUGCAUGCAAACCCGAUCCCCGUUACUACGCCCAAGCCAUGCGCGACGCGGACAUAUCUGAUCCAUCGCAAUGUUAUCUUGUUGACGACUCCGCAGCUAAUAUCGAUAUGGCAAAGCAAUUGGGGUGGACGACGGUGCAUGUAACAGAUGAUCCCGAGUCUAUGCAUGGAGAUUUUCAGAUACAGUGUGUGAAAGAGUUGCCGAGUGUAUUACCAGAGUUUUGGGCGGCGCGGAAUUAA